CGUGACGUUUGAAUUUGCCAGUACCCUAUGUACAACGGCGAACCCGCGUAGGCUGAAGCGCUGAAAGCUGCCAUCAUUUUCGAAUCUUCAGCGUAUUACAUAAUAGAUCGUGUUGAUCCUUAUAGGUCCAACCAUUAAUCGUUAUUGUCGUCGUCUACCCUAGUCAUUGUACGGCGAUGCGGUUCUCUGUCCUUGCGUAUAUUACGUUGGCAGCUGCCGCAGCCCCACCACCGGUUACUAGCUCCAGUUAUAUCGAAGAUGGCCGGUCCUCCAACAAAAGCGUUAGUAUCGAGGAAGGAUGGGAAGCUGUGAAGGACGCAAUACACGGUCAAUUUCAUCACCUACUCAUCCCUGAAAGGCGCUGCUUACAACCUAACAGAAGGACUUCAUUCUUUGUCUGAUUCAGUACACACGUGGUACGACGGACUGCACGUUUCAGACA
This is a messenger RNA of Suillus clintonianus, 442 nucleotides long. RefSeq lists its product as uncharacterized. The transcript is spliced from 3 exons. Bases 177 to 401 code for a protein of 74 amino acids. NCBI's taxonomy places the organism in Eukaryota, Fungi, Basidiomycota, Agaricomycetes, Boletales, Suillaceae. The record is from RefSeq and is a predicted model, not a curated record.